Messenger RNA from Pieris macdunnoughi, 2565 nucleotides. The record is from the annotation of a GenBank genome assembly. NCBI's taxonomy places the organism in Eukaryota, Metazoa, Arthropoda, Insecta, Lepidoptera, Pieridae.
AUGCACAAUAUAGCCAAAAUGAUAACAGAACAACUUCGCAACCCUAAUGAGCUAGAUAUAAGUUUGAGAAUGGAGUUUGGUCCUUUUGAAACUAUACACAAAUGGAAAAGAAUGUCUGAAUGCUAUGAAUUUGUUGGAGCUAGACGAAGUAAGCAUACAGCAGUUGCAUAUAAAGAUGCAAUAUAUGUAUUUGGAGGUGAUAAUGGAAAGUCUAUGCUUAAUGAUCUAAUUAGAUUUGACAUAAGGGAGAAAUCUUGGACUAAAACUGGAUGUAUGGGCACUCCACCAGCACCGAGAUAUCAUCAUUCUGCAGUGGUACAUAGAUCAUCCAUGUUUGUUUUUGGAGGCUACACUGGAGAUAUCCUAGCUAACUCCAAUCUCACAAACAAAAAUGAUCUAUUUGAAUAUAAAUUCCCAAAUGCACAAUGGGUGCAAUGGAAAUUUACUGGACAGGAACCAGUACCGCGCUCAGCCCACGGUGCAGCUGUAUAUGACGAUAAACUCUGGAUAUUUGCGGGAUAUGAUGGCAAUGCUCGCCUUAACGAUAUGUGGACUUGCAAUUUAGUGGGGGAAAACCAUCAAUGGGAAAAAAUCGAGCAAAAAGGAGAAUGUCCGCCGACUUGUUGUAAUUUCCCUGUAGCGGUCGCUCGUAACAAAAUGUUUGUAUUCAGUGGGCAGAGUGGAGCCAAGAUAACAAAUGCCCUUUUCCAAUUUGACUUUGAAACACAUACAUGGAGCCGUGUGUGCACCGAACAUCUCCUACGUAGUGCGGGACCUGCGCCGGCGCGUCGCUACGGACAUGUGAUGGUACACCACGCAAGACACCUUUACGUGUUUGGUGGUGCCGCUGAUAGCACCCUGCCAUCAGAUUUGCAUUGCUAUGAUUUGGAUACUCAGAUGUGGUCAGUUUUACAAGUGGCGACAGACUCACAAGUCCCGUCUGGUCGUCUAUUCCACGCAGGUGCGGUUGUAGGCGACGCGAUGUACGUCUUUGGUGGCACUGUGGACAAUAACGUGCGGAGUGGCGACCUCUAUCGCUUCCAGUUAUCAAACUACCCUCGAUGCACCUUACACGAUGAUUUCGGCCGUAUUCUUAAGUCGCAGCAGUUUUGUGACGUCACUCUGCUAGUAGGCGCUGAAGAGACACCCGUGUUCGCGCAUCAAGCGAUGCUAGCUGCGCGCUCGCAGUAUCUACGCACUAAGAUUAAGGAAUCUCGUGAAGAACUUUUAAGACGUAUAGAAGCAGGUGAAGAGGAACCAACCGAGCAGUUCUCAUACAAGUCACAACCCCAGCUCGUGGUCCGACUGCCAGAAGCAACACCUGAAGCGUUCCGAAUGAUCCUCAAUUAUAUUUAUACGGACAAGAUUGAUCCUACUGAGAAAGACGAAGACCCCGCUUCGCCAGCAACAAUGCUACUAGUUAUGGAAGUGCUUAGACUUGCGUUGCGUCUCAAGAUCCCACGUCUACGAGGCCUCUGCGCAAGAUACCUACGAGCUAAUCUGUGCUAUGGCAACGUGCUUCAAGCGCUACAUGCAGCGCAUCAAGCGAAUCUAGCCUGUAUUAAGGAGUACUGCUUGAGGUUCGUUGUAAAAGAUUACAAUUUCACACCGAUCGUGAUGUCUGCGGAGUUUGAGCAGAUGGAACAGCAAUUAAUGGUGGAGGUGAUUAGGCGAAGGCAGCAGCCACCGCCCAAGCAGCCCGCCGCUGCUCAACAUGACGCCGAGGAAGAGAUUAUUGGUACAAAUCUAGAACAAGACAUGUGCGUGUUCGUGACUUCUGGCGGUGCGGAACUCGCCGACGUACGUUUACGAGUGGGCUUUUCAUCGAGGCCCGCCCAUCGCUCCAUACUUGCGGCCAGAGCUGCGUAUUUUGAAGCUAUGUUCAGAUCUUUCUCGCCGCAGGAUAAUAUCGUCAAUAUCCAAAUCUGCGAUACAAUUCCUUCGGAAGAAGCAUUCGAUUCUCUUCUACGGUACAUGUACUAUGGUGACACAAACAUGCCUACUGAAGACUCGCUAUAUCUCUUCCAAGCUCCGAUUUACUAUGGUUUUACAAACAAUCGGCUACAAGUGUUCUGCAAACACAAUCUCCAAAGCAACGUAUCUCCAGAUAAUGUUGUAGCCAUACUGCAGGCUGCUGAUCGAAUGCGAGCAGCUGACAUCAAGGAGUAUGCCCUGAAGAUGAUUGUGCAUCACUUUGAACUGGUCGCCCACCAAGACUCAAUAAGGACUCUAGCCCAGCCGUUACUAGUUGAUAUAAUUUGUGCCCUCGCGGAAGAACCCCGCCAUGACACACCCCUGCCUUUGCACCCAAGAUCUCUGCCAUCAUCUUCAUCUGGUGACACAUUGGCCGACGAGGACUAUAUCAGAUAUCGGACAAACAGAGCCGAGCCAGGCGUCAUGGUUGGCGUUAAAGUCGCGAAGAGUCACGAUUUCGGCGAACGGGAUCUUUUCCAGCAGGGGAUCUGUAGCCAUUUUGAUAUGCUCAAUGAGUCUGACUACUACAUCAAAGCCUACACGCAGCCAGUUGACUCAUUGAGGUUAGAUAGGCCCUAUCGUAGGAGGUAG